AUGCUGGAGAUAGCUAUGCCGAUCCAAUCGGUCGUAUGGCUUCGAACAAGAAACCCGUUUGAUUUGCCGGAGGAACAGAUUCAUCCAGUUCUGUGGCAAGACAUGUUUGUCUCUAUGACAGACGAUGAUUACGAGCUUUUGCAACCUGCCUUGAUUCUUGCGAGCGCCAUCCCGGACGACCGUACCACUCUGCAUUUCUUCCAUGCUUUGUCGGAUCCUCAUCACCAUUCGUGGAUCAAUGAUCAGAAUCUGGAUGAUCACGACGAUCUUGAUGGAAAUUCUGGAGUUGGCCUCACGGAGAUGUAUCGAUGA
This is a messenger RNA of Aureobasidium namibiae CBS 147.97, 312 nucleotides long. RefSeq lists its product as uncharacterized. Lineage: Eukaryota; Fungi; Ascomycota; Dothideomycetes; Dothideales; Saccotheciaceae. The transcript has 2 exons. The record is from RefSeq and is a predicted model, not a curated record. The coding region runs from base 1 to 312 and encodes 103 amino acids.